This is a messenger RNA of Metopolophium dirhodum (rose-grain aphid), 1248 nucleotides long. RefSeq lists its product as uncharacterized. The transcript has a single exon. Bases 1 to 1248 code for a protein of 415 amino acids. The record is from RefSeq and is a predicted model, not a curated record. Lineage: Eukaryota; Metazoa; Arthropoda; Insecta; Hemiptera; Aphididae.
AUGGAUGACUCGUAUUUAGACGUUACGGCCGACUAUGUCGACGAGUGUAAAAUAACACAAAUGGAUUAUCAUUCGUUCACCCCGUACUCAAACAUGUCUUUAUCAAAUAACGAUGAAAUCAGGAUAAGUAUUUUAAAUAUGGAUUCAUACACUUUACCGUGUGAAAGUUAUAUUUACAUCGAGGGGAAAGUAAAUAAACCUACCGAUGCUGCUGGAGAUGUUCGUUUUUCGAAUAAUGGAUUAGCAUUUUUAUUCUCUGAAAUGCGAUAUGAAAUAAACGGAAUAGAAAUACAAAAAUUAAAAACACCGGGAGUUUCGUCUUGUUUGAAAGCCUACUGUUCGUAUACUCCAAACGAUUUAAAUACGUUGGAGAACGCCGCCUGGGAUUCAGCGAUGGAUAGUGAAGAUAAUAAAAACUUUAUGAGUAACAAUGUAUUUGCCGGGUGUAUCCCUCUAAAACAUUUAUUCGGAUUUUGCGAAGACUAUAAAAAAAUAUUACUCAAUUGUAAUCAACAACUGAUUUUAAAUCGUGCAUCUACCGACCUGGAUGCGAUACAUGUUGUUGGGGAGGGCGCAACUGCAGCCGUUGAAAAAAAUAAAAAAAUUACAAUUGAACUUACUAAGGUGACUUGGAAGAUGCCUAUUAUCAGAGUUAGUGAUAGAGAAAAAUUAAGGCUGAUAAAAGUAAUAGAUUCACAUAGAAUACUAUCGUGUGCGUUCAGAACUUGGGACCUGUGUGAAUAUCCGAUACUUCCUAGAAAUACUUCUCAUUCGUGGACGGUAAAGUCCAGCAGCUUGCUAGAAAAACCGAGAUUUAUACUGUUUGGAUUACAAACAAAUCGAAAAAAAAAUAUUGAAAUCGAUGCUGGACGAUUCGAUCACUGUCAACUAAAAAACCUUAAGGUUCACUUAAAUUCUCAAGUGUAUCCAUAUGAAGACUUUCGCGCUGAUUUUAAAAAUAAUACAACUAGUAUUUUGUAUAAAGCCUAUACAGAUUUUCAAUCGUAUUAUGAGAGAGACUAUUACGAACCAUUAUUAUUAAAACAUAUUUAUCAAAACUAUGUUCCAAUCAUCGUUGUCGAUUUAUCACGUCAAAACGACAAUGUAAAGUCGUCGACCGUAGUAGAUCUACGUAUUGAAUUUGAAACGGAUACAGUUAUACCAGAAAAGACUGCAGCAUAUUGCUUAAUAUUACAUGACCAGAUUAUAACUUAUAACCCGUUUAGUGGUGAUGUUAGAAAAUUAUAA